Messenger RNA from Puccinia graminis f. sp. tritici CRL 75-36-700-3, 501 nucleotides. RefSeq lists its product as uncharacterized. The transcript has a single exon. The record is from RefSeq and is a predicted model, not a curated record. Gene Ontology annotation, molecular function: hexose transmembrane transporter activity. The coding region runs from base 1 to 501 and encodes 166 amino acids. Gene Ontology annotation, cellular component: membrane. NCBI's taxonomy places the organism in Eukaryota, Fungi, Basidiomycota, Pucciniomycetes, Pucciniales, Pucciniaceae. Gene Ontology annotation, biological process: monosaccharide transmembrane transport.
AUGUCCGAUAAUCAAUCUGGCUUCCUGACAGCCUCCUAUACCAUUGGCGGCUUCCACAGCUCAGUUUAUGCCUCCAAACUAGCUGGAUCUCGUGGGAAACAGAAUAAUUUAUUGCUCUCAGCCAUCUCGAUCGGAAUUGGAUCCCUUUUGACGUCCCUCUCCAACUUCUUCACAAUGAUCCUCAUCGGCCGGACAAUCAUCGGAAUCGACUGUGGAAUCAACACCGUCCUCGUACUCAUCUACCUCUCUGAGAUCUCUCCCAGCCAGAUCCAUGGCUCGGUUGGGGUCAUGAACCAGUUGGCUAUCGUCUUUGUUAUCUUCGGCUCUCAACUAGUCAGUGCACCGCUCGCAAAGCCAUUCCCCUGGCGCUGGAUCUUCAUCAUCAGUUCGGCUUUCUCAACCCUAUUCUAUCCCUUAUCCUUAUCAACAUCGACUCCACUUUUUUAUUGGCCUCCUUGUUCUCGGAAUGGUCUCUUUUUUUUUUUUUGCCCAACCCUCUAG